UCCUUCAAAUUAGAAUCAGUUUACUGAAAUCCACAGCAGGAUUCAGAUCAUUCGCGAUAAUGCAGAGGGCAGUUUUGUGGUGUAGUGUGGUUUCCGUUGUGUUGCUGGUUCAUUUCAGAUGCACGGAUGCCACAGGUGUGUUGCCGAGCCCCGGAGAAUGUGGGUUGUACUUGUCGGACCGAAUUUACGGUGGAAACAUCACGACCGUUGACGCCUAUACUUGGACGGCAAUCUUGGCAUUCAAGGAGAAGGGCCGAUCACAAGAUCUGUAUCACUGCGGGGGUAACUUGAUAACGAAUCAAUACGUUCUCACGGCUGCCCACUGUUUGGACGAUCUGGACGAAGAUUACAACAUAAGCUACGUGCGUCUCGGUGAAUGGGAUUUGCUGAGCGAUAAGGACUGUGACAGAAACUCCAUCUGCAAUGAUCCUCCGGUUGAUGUCGGAAUAGGCAAAUUGAUAGUUCACAAAGGCUACAACAAGCACAGCCUUAUCAAUGAUAUUGCGUUGAUUAAGUUAAAGAAUCCGGUCGAAUUUACGGAUUUCGUUUCCCCGAUAUGUCUUCCGACUGCUCCAAAAACCAAGAACAAGAAUACGGAUAAAAUGGUUUUCACCGCUGUCGGAUGGGGAAACACCGAGCAUAAAAACUCAACCUACGAAUACGGAAGCCGUUACAAGCUGGAGGUUAAACUGAAUGGUGUAAAUAUAACCUACUGUAAAGAAGUGUACGACGAGGACUUCCUGGAGUCCCAGAUGUGUGCAGGGGCCGAGAAGGGAAAAGACACCUGUCAGGGUGAUUCCGGUGGAGGUUUAGUGGCUCAGGUCGAUGGAUAUUAUUAUGAGUAUGGUAUUGUCAGUUGGGGACGCGGAUGUGGCCAGCGGGACAUUCCAGGUGUUUACACUCGAGUGGCAAGUUAUUUGGAUUGGAUCGAAGACAACAUUAAAAAUAACUGAUUGAAAUGUUACUCUUAUUUUUCUUAGAAAAUUUCAAAUAUGUUUUAAUAAAAACGUUUAAUUAGCAGUUAUAA
Molecule: messenger RNA, 1027 nt
Organism: Uranotaenia lowii
Lineage: Eukaryota; Metazoa; Arthropoda; Insecta; Diptera; Culicidae
Product: CLIP domain-containing serine protease B4-like
Exons: 4
Coding region: 60-953 (297 amino acids)
Biological process (GO): proteolysis
Molecular function (GO): serine-type endopeptidase activity
Source: RefSeq, a predicted model, not a curated record